AGUCGGAACUAUGUAAAAGUUACUGUACUCCGACACAUUAACAAGUUAGAAGUGACUUCUGCUGACAAGUGGAACACAAGGACAGAGAGACAAGCAGAGAAGUCAAUGCAUGACUGAAAAAAUCCAUCCCAAAGAGGAUUUAAUACGUCUUCUAUGCUGCUGAAAAGAGGCCCAGAUGCUUCAGGAUGAAUCAGGUACUUCCCAGCCAGAGCUCAGCUUCAGGCCUGCUGGAACCAGACAGCGAGGAGUUCCAGCUCAGAGUGGAUUUCUUCAGGAAACUGGGUUACUCCUCCACAGAGGUGAAGGCUGCCCUGAGGAAGCUGGGGCUCUGCACAGACACCAACUCUGUGCUCGGAGAGCUGGUUAAUAAUAGGACCAGCUCUGCGCCCUGCAUGUCCAGCUCUGAAAGCCAUGACAGGAGCGCAGGCCAAAAAGACCCUCUGCUGCCUCCCAGUUGGACCCUCGGACCUAGAAUCACACCACAACUGGGGGACCGAAAGAACACAGACUCAGAAUUGAGGCCUGUUGUUAUUGACGGCAGUAAUGUUGCCAUGAGUCAUGGCAACAAGGAAGUCUUCUCCUGCCGUGGCAUUCAGCUGGCAGUGAAUUUUUUCCUGGACAGAGGUCAUAAUACCAUCACUGUGUUUGUUCCCACUUGGCGCAAAGAGCAGGCCAGACCUGAUGCCCCCAUAACAGAUCAACACAUACUGAUGGAGCUUGAAAAACGUAAAAUAGUGGUCUUCACUCCAUCGCGUCGAGUUGGGGGUAAGCGGGUGGUUUGCUAUGACGACCGCUUUAUUGUCAAGUUGGCGUAUGACUCGAACGGCGUGAUCGUGUCCAAUGACACCUACCGUGACCUCCAGGGCGAAAGACCUGAGUGGAAGAAAUGCAUCGAGGAGAGGCUCCUCAUGUACUCCUUUGUGAAUGACAAGUUCAUGCCCCCUGAUGAUCCUCUGGGUCGCCAUGGCCCCAGUCUGGACAACUUCCUUAGGAAAAACCCUCUGCCUACAGAGCAAAAGAGACAGCUCUGUCCAUAUGACAAAAAGUGCACCUACGGCAUCAAAUGUAAAUUUUACCAUCCAGAGAGAGCUAACAAGUCCUACCUGUCCUUGGCUGAUGAACUGAGGGAGAAAGCCCAGAUUUCUAUAGUAAAAGAAGACAGAAAUGCCAGAUUAUCACCCAAACAGCUUCAGUCUGAUACUGGGCCUGCUCAUAAUACCUGUUCACAUCCUCGAGACUCAGAGUUCAUUGGAGACAGAAAAAAUUCUUCAAAUCCCAGGCAUGGUAGUGGAAACAAACUGGUGUACUCGGAGGAUCCUGGAAACAGUUUGAAUCAUAUGCCCUGUUCUGGAACAGGAGGCCAGAAAGAUUGGCCUGGGCUGCAAUUGGUGCAGAAUCAUUACUAUGCCAACAUCUCUCAUGAGUACCUUGACUCCGGUCUCGGCUCUUUUGAGAGCCAGUACUCUGAUCAUUCGCAUUGCCACAGCAACUCCCACAGGCUCAGGUCCCAGCAGCAAAGUGCACUCGCUGGACCCAGACACAACUCAGUGCAUUUAGGGAAAAAUAACACCAGCCACUCCUGUAGUUGCUGUUCCCAUGCAGUGUCCUCAACAGCUCACCAACAACAUCAUGGAAACCUGGACUCUAUGGGUAAGCCCAACUAUCCUCCUCAAAUGUUCCCGCCAAGUGUGCCACAACAACGCAGCCUCCCCAGCCAUCUCCAAUAUAGUGGAGGCACCCAUUAUCAACAACAUUACUGGUCAGAUCCCUUUCAGGGGCAGCCCCAAGCCAGGACAUUGUGUAGUCUCUCCUCUUCGGUCCAUUCCUCACACUCACACGACUCUUGCUGCUCUUACAAAGGCCAUGAGUACCAUCCCUGGGGCCAACAACAGCCAUCCUCUGCUACAUUUGACCCACAAAGGUUGGAACUCCGCAAGAAACUGCAAGCCAUCUUCAACCCACAUGAGGUGGAUACAGUCAUGGAAAUGUUCCCACAUUUGAUGGAUGCAGAGAAACUGGCUGCAAAGAUCCUCAACCUGAAGGCUCAGAGAGGGAUAUUCUGAUGACUUUCCUCCCUUCAGUCAGAACUAAUAUGAUACUUGUGUUGACCUCAGUUAUAUCCAAAAGGUAUGUCAUAGCAAAUCGAGACUUUCUCGGGAAGCGUCUAGUGUCUAUAGUUGAAUGAUGUUAAAGCUAAUUGCAGAAGAGGUUUUAUUCUUUCUGAUGUUUCAUUAUGAAAGGGAACUUUUCGCUCCUGUUCAUGAACAGUUUAGAUAAUCUGUUCUCAGUUAUAUGCAUUUGUAUGACACUGUAGUCCAAUGUGACCUUGUCAUCCAAGUUUGGAAUGAAAAGGGCCUCUAGACUAAAGUAGUUAUGACUGAGCUUCUAGAGUUUUGACUGUUGAUGCAUAUUGUAUCAAAUGUGAUCUAUUUUAAGUUCUUAUGCAAUAGGAAUUUGCUGUAUAAGUAUUACUUAUUCUUUUACUUUUGCUGUAGUUCUCCAGAACAGCCUGCUGUUCCACAUUAUCUCUGUGAGGUAUAGCUAAAGUAUAUAUUUCAACAUAUUGUGGCCACUCAAUGUAUUCAGCAAAGUAUUCUGACUCUCAAAUAGUAUUUACAGUAAAUCCUAUUGAAACUGAGGAAAAGCCUUUGACACUAGUGAAAGGAGUUUGUUGGUGCAUCAUCACCUUUUUCCUGUAAAUCAGUAUCAAUUUCAUGGAACAUUCUGCAUGCCACUACAUGCAUACUGUGUGAUUGAAUAUGUUGUAAAGCAAACAAUGAAAGUACGGAAUUUAUGUUCUCAUGAACACAGAUUUAUGUUCUCUUACACUUAAUCAGAUCACUUACUGUAAAUGUAUACUGUUAAGAUAAACCUUAAAUGUAAGCAUGUGUAAGAAAAAACACAUGCCACUGGAAAUAAAAGAUG
Molecule: messenger RNA, 2925 nt
Organism: Seriola dumerili (greater amberjack)
Lineage: Eukaryota; Metazoa; Chordata; Actinopteri; Carangiformes; Carangidae
Gene: zc3h12aa
Product: ribonuclease ZC3H12A-like
Exons: 6
Coding region: 186-2063 (625 amino acids)
Biological process (GO): nuclear-transcribed mRNA catabolic process, RNase MRP-dependent; 3'-UTR-mediated mRNA destabilization
Cellular component (GO): nucleus; cytoplasmic ribonucleoprotein granule
Molecular function (GO): RNA endonuclease activity; metal ion binding; mRNA binding
Source: RefSeq, a predicted model, not a curated record